Molecule: messenger RNA, 3483 nt
Organism: Aedes aegypti (yellow fever mosquito)
Lineage: Eukaryota; Metazoa; Arthropoda; Insecta; Diptera; Culicidae
Product: RING finger and SPRY domain-containing protein 1
Exons: 8
Coding region: 716-2362 (548 amino acids)
Cellular component (GO): cytoplasm
Molecular function (GO): ubiquitin-protein transferase activity; protein binding
Source: RefSeq, a predicted model, not a curated record
CUGCUCAUCAUCGGCUCAGUUCCAUUCAAGAAAAAGUCACGUACGGUUUUCAUGUUAUGGUCGUGCGCUCGCUCGCUCGGUUCAGUGUAAAGUUUAGCUUGGCUGGCGUUCGUGUGUGCACAUAUGGCGUAAGGGAAGAAUAAUAUUAAACUUUUGCAUAUUUUGUUCCGAAGUACUUGAAUUGGUGUUUCAGAUCUGCGACGAAAGGAGCGUCUCUCAUCAUCGCCAUAGCAGAGGAAUAGACCAGAAGGUUCCAAGGUGUACCUAUUUGAGGAAGUGCUUGGAGUAUAGUUUCAUCUCAAAAAGCAGUAAAUAGUUGCCCUUAUCAGUUGGGACAGUGCCAAUAGAAUAACAACACAUCGUUCGCUGUUUGGCUUUCUGAUAAGGAGAGGAAGCGGGACAGAUAGGACUGUCCCACGGCGGGUAGACAAGAAGAGUCACAUAACAACGUGAGGUGAAGAGUAUAUUACGAGAAGUGACGAUCGAAGAAACGAGAGAAAGGCGAAGAAAGUGGCACAAAGUUGUCGAAAGAAGCAAACCACCGAUAAAGUGCAGUGAAAUCGCCAAAUAGUGAUGAUCGGUCAAUUUGGUGACGAUUAGAUGAAGUGGAUUUCGUAUACAGCAUUCGAUCAUUGGGUUUGUUUGUUUGCUUGGCUAGUUAGUUUGGCAGUGUUAGAAUUAGUGGCGCAGUGAGGGGCAGAAAUUGUGCUGCAAUAUGGGGGUCUGUUUGUGCAAGGAUAAGGUGGAAGAAGGCUACCUAAAUGAGAAUAGUCGCGAUUCGUACACGGCCAGUGGAAACGAAUUUGGCCAAGAUGGAUCGCAUCACGGUACGGGACGGACAGGGGGGUCCCAUGAUAGGGGCAGGUGCCUGCGAACCGAUCGGAAAGCAUCGUUGUCGGAUACCGUAGACGAUUUGGUGAAGGAAACGCUCGAGAUUAUAGGAUCCAUCGUGGACAAUGAACCAGAACCACCCAACUCGAUGGUUAUGCUGCAUGACAUUACCGACAAACCGACCGGUUGGAUCCAGCUAGUCAAAUCGCUGAUUCGAGUGGUCCCACUGGAACAUCCGAUGGGUCCGAGCGUAAUCACCCUGCUGUUGGAUGACAGUCCACUGCCAACGAAAGACUCAGUGUUAGAGGUGGCCGACAUGAUAACGCACUCAAUCAGACGCACGCCCAAACGGGAGCGCAACCUUUGCGUGAUUCUGGGCUGUCUGGCGGAGAAACUGGCUGGCCCCAGCAGCAUAGCGGUACUGUCGGACGUCACACUCGGCUAUCUGCUGGGAAAUCUGGAUGAAGGCAUCAAUCCGGACGUGAUGCUGUUCUCACUGAUUGCACUGGAGAAAUUUGCACAAACGAGCGAAAACAAAGCAACGAUUAAGCGCAAGCUGGCCCUUUACCCGGAAAAUCCACUGUCGCGACUCGAACGGCACACGGACAGUAAAGAAUUCAUUCUCAGACAGGUUGGCUUCUGUGCUCGAUGGUGCCUUGAUAACUAUUUCCUCAUCGACGGCCGCAAGUACUCGUACGAAGUGGCGGACGUCGACAACGUGAACGUCAUGCUCAACACCCGGGACGUCAGCGAGUACCUCAAAAUCUCCCCGGACGGUUUGGAGGCGCGUUGCGAUGCGUACUCCUUCGAAAGCGUCCGUUGUACCUUCCAGGUCAAUACCGGCUGCUGGUACUACGAGGUGCUCAUCAUCACUCCCGGAGUGAUGCAAAUCGGCUGGGCCACCAAAGACUCGAACUUCCUGAGCCACGAGGGCUACGGCAUUGGGGACGACGCGUACUCGAUAUCGUUCGACGGCUGUCGGAAGCUGAUCUGGCACAAUGCCCGCUCGAUGUCUCACGAUCUGCACAUAUGGAAGGGUGGCUCGGUGUUGGGCUGUUUGCUAGAUCUGGACGCGCGGGAGGUCAUUUUCAGUCUGGACGGAGUGGAAGGCGGCGUGUUGAAGCAAGUGUUUGGCAGCGCAAAGGAUGGGUUCUUUGCGGCGGCCUCGUUCAUGUCCUUCCAGCAGUGUAGGUUCAACUUUGGUUCGACGCCGUUCGUGUAUCCACCGAAGAAUCGUCAGUUCAUGAGCUUCAACGAUCAUGCGCAGAUGAAGGACCAAGAUAAGAUUGUGCUUCCGCGGCAUCUCUUCCUGGAGCAGCUACGAAAGCUCAGCGUACGGGAGGAUUCGUGCACGCUGUGCUUCGACAUGAGCGCAUCGAUUCGAAUAGAGCCCUGUAAGCAUCGUGGGUUCUGUACGACCUGUGCCGCCCAGCUGCAGUUCUGUCCGAUGUGUCGUGCCGAAAUCGUUAGCACCGUGCAAGAGGUGGACCUGGACAGCCCCCUGUCGGAUGAGGUAAUUGCGACAACCUGAUGAUAGUGAUGGUGAGCUAUAUAUGUUUGCAUCGAUCGAAACUGCAAUUGCCUAAGUAGGAAAAGCGAAGUGGCAUUAGAAGAUAAGAAUAGUCGGAAUUCCGAAACAUUCAGGAAGGAAGAAGAAAACAAAUUUUGUGAUAAUACGAAUAUUUAAAAGAAUAGCUAUCGUUAAUUUUAAUCUUAUCGACAAAGUAGAGCAGAUUUUACUUUAAAUGUAUAUGGCCAUUGUGAGACAACCACAUUUAAAUUUCUUAUCAAGCUUCUGAUUAGUUUAGUGUAAUGCGUUUGUAACAAAUUUUGUAAUUAAAUUAUUUUAUCUGGCAAGUUUGAUAUAAAGUCUUCAUAAUAUCUAGAAAAAUAUUGAUUGAUUUGAAAUCAAACAAGGAAAGUUGAUAGUCAUACUUUAAUGAGAUUAGUGAUUGAUUUCUAAAGAAUACAUCUCAUUAGACCCUAAUUUUAUCAAUGCAAUAGCAUAACACUUUAGAGAGCGCUGUUCUUCUAAUGAGUUUGCAAGAUAAAAUCACUGGGUAAGCAUUACUGCGCUGCGCUGAAAUGAUCAAUCAUCUUUGGCAUUAACUGACAUCGAUUAGUGUAGGCCUUCCAGAAAACAAACGUCUUCCGUACAACAAAAUUUGCACAGAUUAUAUCGUAGGACUAAAAAUCAAAACUAGAUCUGAGUUUGAACUGAACAACCGGAAGAGGAGUCAUCAUGGUUCCUGCUCUUUAGGUGGGCUGGAAAAAACAUUAUCAAGUUAUGCAGGUCAAGGCCGUAGAAAUCUUUUUCUAUGCCGUUGCGGUUGCUCGAAACGAAAUCCUUAAAUUUCCGAAACAGUUUCUUUGGGGAUGAUUUUGCGCGUUUUAAAUAAUAAUUACACUCGUUCAUUCGUAUACACAUUAAUACUGCCAGUGAUGGCCACACGUUUUAAACUAGAUAACUAGUUUUGCUUCUUAUCUCAGGAUUGUACUAUAGAACUAUUGGAGCUCACCUGUACCACUUUUCAACCGUCGUUAACAGUUGCAGUUGAAAAUCUAAUAUUUUAGGCGCACAAAAGAAGCAUUCAAAAUUUACUGUACUCAAACCUGAAAAUGUGAGAAAAUAAACUUUUAUUCUAAAUUUAA